AUGGCAACGAUUCUUUUUGAUUCUUCUAAAAAUGAGCUAUUUAAACUCACUGAUAACUACAAAACAGUGAAUCGGAAGCUUAAGGCAAACUACAAGACAGAAACCAACAAAAAUGAAAUCAAGUCAGACGUCCUAAAGUCGAUAAAUCUCUUCAUCUUAGCUGGUCCGCAACAAAAAUUCAAUGAAGUUGAGUUGGAAGCUAUGAAAGAAUUUGUCAAUAAUGGAGGUUCCUUGAUGGUCAUGCUGGCUGAAAAUGGUGAAAAUUACUUCGACACAAACAUUAAUUUUUUAUUGGAAGAGUUCGGAAUGAACAUAAACUCAGAUUCUGUUGUUCGUCAGCAUUACUAUAAAUAUUUUCAUCCAAAAGAAGCUGUUUUGAAUGGAUGCAUAGUCUGUGAGAAUAUGAACAAUGAAUUGCUUAAAACUAUUAAGAAAAGUCAGAAUAAUCAAAGUUUAUUGGAUGAAAAGUAUGACAUUGAAGUCAUCUAUCCAUUUGGAGCUACAAUUAAUGUCAUUAAUCCAUCGAAUGUCCUCAUUACAACAUCAACAAUUGCAUAUCCAUUUAAUCGUCCUGUUUGUGGAUACUACACAAAUGAUAAAGGAGGUCAAAUCCUUGCCAUUGGAUCGGGACAUUUGUUUACUGAUAAAUAUAUUGUUAAUGAGCAUAACAUGUAUGUCUGGGACUAUUUUAUCACACUUAUGGUCGAAAAAUCCAUCAGUUAUAAAGCAAAAGAUUUUAAUGAUGUAGAGAUUCAUGACUACACAACAGUUCCAGAUAUCGUUUACAUGUCAGAGCAGCCAAAAAUCUGUCUUGUUGAAUCCUUUGAUUGUGACAUUCCUGCUGAUUUUAAGAAGCUUUUUGACAUGACUUUAUAUUCAAUUAAUAAUGAUCGAUUGCAUGAAGUCGUUACGAUGUAUGAGAAACUGUACAUUGAGUAUGAGCCAUUGAAAAUCAUCAAGCCACAAUUUGAAUUGCCUUUACCGCCUACACAGCUAGCUGUUUUUCCUCCAAUUUUCAGUGACUUGCCACCACCUCCAAUUGAGCUUUUUGACCUUGACGAAGCUUUUAGUUCUGAAAAGUCUCAAAUCACUCAAUUGACUAAUAAAUGCUUUCAAACUUCUGAUACAAAAGGAUUUCGAGAUAUCGAUCAGAAGGAACUGGAAUAUUUCAUUCGUGAAUGUGGACGCAUCUUGAACAUCUCACAUGAUGAUCAAAUGCCAGCAAAGGAAAUUUUACAUACAAUUUCUAUUAAAAUUGCAAAUUAUAAGAAGCUUGAUAAAGAUUAAUAAAGAUUUUUUAUGCACUGGAUGUACAUGAUGGGGGUAAAAUCCCCGAAAGAUAUUAAUUCUACGAUCCUGCGGAAUAAUAACCCCGAAAAUCGCAAAUUUUUUGAUGUUCCCUGCGAGAUAAUAUUCCCACUUAGAAAAACACGUGGAAUUAUUAUCCUUCCGGGAAGAUAAUAAUCCCACCUAUAAUUACAAGUGGGAUUAUUAUCUUUACGGAACACGAUUAAAAUUAUGGAUUAAAU
Messenger RNA from Chironomus riparius, 1529 nucleotides. The record is from the annotation of a GenBank genome assembly. NCBI's taxonomy places the organism in Eukaryota, Metazoa, Arthropoda, Insecta, Diptera, Chironomidae.